AUGAAAACAUCAGGAUAUAAAGCCAACAAAAUUGGAUCCGUAUCGUCGUUAUGGACUCGAGAGGAUAAACAAAAUUUAGGGUGCAUGGCAAAGGUUUUGCUUGAAUUGGGUCGUGCUGAAUACUUGCAAUCGUUGGGUUAUAAGAUCAGUGUUUAUCGAUAUGUUGAUUUCUGUCUGUCACCCGAGAAUUUACUCAUUGUUGGUACUAGAUAUGAUAAUGCUGAUUUAUCAGUUUGA
Anisakis simplex (herring worm) is the source of this 237-nucleotide messenger RNA. The record is from the annotation of a GenBank genome assembly. Lineage: Eukaryota; Metazoa; Nematoda; Chromadorea; Rhabditida; Anisakidae.